Messenger RNA from Stomoxys calcitrans (stable fly), 492 nucleotides. Its product is annotated as pupal cuticle protein Edg-78E-like. The transcript is spliced from 2 exons. Gene Ontology annotation, molecular function: structural constituent of chitin-based larval cuticle. Gene Ontology annotation, cellular component: chitin-based extracellular matrix. The coding region runs from base 1 to 492 and encodes 163 amino acids. Lineage: Eukaryota; Metazoa; Arthropoda; Insecta; Diptera; Muscidae. The record is from RefSeq and is a predicted model, not a curated record.
AUGAGAAUAACAAUUCUCUUUGUUUUCAUUGCAUGUGUGGCCUUAUCGCGUGCCCGACUGCGUGAUAGAAUAGCCAAGACCAGGCGCUACAUCAAUAAGGCACCCGAUGCCCGAGGAAACUAUUAUUAUGCCUUCGACACCACGAAUAACAUACAAGUUCAAGCUGCCGGCAAUCCUUUGGGAGUAACCGGUUCCGUGGGCUAUGUCUCACCUGAAGGCAAAGUCAUCUCGCUCACCUACACAGCUGACAGUGAAGGCUAUCAUCCGGUGGGAGCUCAUUUACCUACGCCUCAUCCCAUGCCAGAUUAUAUACGUCGUUCCUUGGAAUAUAUUCGCUCACAUCCUCCAAAGCCUUCGCGGAUACCAAAGCCUCGCAGAAAACCAAUCAAAAAACUUGCGUCCCGAAGAAAAAGUGUCAGUCUGAGAAAAAGAGGGAAAAGAAAUUCAACCGUUUCCAAACGAAAAUGGUUUAAAAAAUCGACCAGAUCUUAA